This is a messenger RNA of Vollenhovia emeryi, 2086 nucleotides long. RefSeq names its product F-box/LRR-repeat protein 7 (gene Fbxl7). Gene Ontology annotation, cellular component: SCF ubiquitin ligase complex. The record is from RefSeq and is a predicted model, not a curated record. Gene Ontology annotation, molecular function: protein binding. Bases 618 to 1988 code for a protein of 456 amino acids. The transcript is spliced from 2 exons. NCBI's taxonomy places the organism in Eukaryota, Metazoa, Arthropoda, Insecta, Hymenoptera, Formicidae. Gene Ontology annotation, biological process: SCF-dependent proteasomal ubiquitin-dependent protein catabolic process.
UCGUGCCUCCAUUGGUGAAGCACUUUGGCCGGGUUUACAACGGACGUGACAAGCCUGCGGCCGUAAGUGACCAAUCACAGCCGAGUGAGUAUUCUUUUCGCACUCGACUGUGACUGGUCAAUUUCUCACGGCUCAAGUCUCGCUGCGCCUAUUGCAGAGCUCGGGCUUUUCGCAACGCACCUUUCACCUCGAGGCCUCGCUAAAGGUCCCGGUUGAUCGCGCUUGAUCGCACCGGAGUGGGGGCCUGGUGGGGCCCUCAAUCGCGAAAUCGAGAGAGAGGGGGACGAUCAAUGUUGUGUAGGGCCCCGUAAGUGUGUCGGGGGGCCUGUCAUAUGUCGGAUUUUCCGUUCCGCGUCCGCGAAACGCGAUCGCGCACGUUCCUCGACGACCGCACAGGCGACUCGACGAAUUCCAGGGCACGCGCGCCCGACCGUUCACCGCGUCCCGUCGGUCCCCCCCGCGCGAGCGUAAACGCGCUCUCGGGCCCCGCCAGCUGCUUCGGGGAGCUGGAAUGCAGGAUCAACAUGGAGGUGGUGGCGAAUAGAUCGAUAUUGCUCGGUGAUGUCACGCGCGGUCGCUGACUCUCCCGUCCGGCAUCCCGUUUAACGGAGCAUGGAAUGGAAGGAUCAUGCCCACUCCUCUUUCCUAGCUUCGGGGAGCAGAGCGGCUCUGAGCAGGGAGGAGGCUACUCGUCGCAGAAGGUCGGCGUUUAUCGAUCAGGCGCGGACGCCAUCGACUUGGGCUACCACACCCUCGACAACAAUGCUUGUCGCACCACGUCGUCGUCGUCCUCGUCCACCCCGGGCGUGCCCAGCACGCCGACUCGCCAACAGCAGCAGCAGCAACAGCAACAACAACAACAGCAGCUACCGCAGCCCAAGCACCAUCUGGUUCACCAUGUGGCGGUCAACGACCUCUGCCAACUCGAUGACAAUCUGUUGCUGAGGAUCUUUAGCUGGCUCGACACCCGCGACCGCUGCUCCCUGGCGCAGACCUGCCGGCGCCUCUGGGAGAUCGCGUGGCACCCGGUGCUCUGGCGGGAGGUCGAGGUGCGCUACCCGCAGAACGCCACGGCGGCGUUGAACGCCCUGACGCGGCGCGGCUGCCACACGUGCGUCCGACGUCUGGUCCUGGAAGGCGCCACCGGAUUGCCCGGCAUUUUCGCCCAACUGCCGUACCUCAAUCUAACGUCCCUCGUGUUGCGACACUCCCGUCGAGUCACCGACGCCAACGUCACCACCGUGCUGGACAGCUGUGCCCAUCUCCGAGAGCUCGACCUGACCGGCUGUCCCAAUGUCACCCGCGCCUUCGGUCGCACUACCAUUCUGCAGUCGCUCGAUCUCAGCGACUGCCACGGCGUCGAGGAUUCCGGCCUGGUGCUGAGCCUGUCGCGCAUGCCGCACCUGGGCUGCCUCUACCUACGUAGGUGCGGCCGCAUCACCGACGCCAGCCUGGUCGCCAUCGCCUCCUACUGCGCCAGCCUGCGUCAGCUCUCGGUGUCGGAUUGCGUGAAAGUUACGGACUUUGGGGUGCGCGAGCUGGCGGCGCGUCUCGGCCCGUCCCUCCGCUACUUCUCCGUAGGCAAAUGCGACCGCGUGUCCGACGCCGGUCUGCUGGUAGUCGCCCGCCACUGCUACAAGCUGCGCUACCUCAACGCCCGCGGUUGCGAGGCGCUCAGCGAUAGCGCGACCAUCGCCCUGGCGCGCGGCUGCCCGCGUAUGCGCGCCCUGGACAUAGGCAAGUGCGACAUCGGCGACGCGACCCUCGAGGCGCUCUCCACCGGCUGCCCGAAUCUCAAGAAGCUGUCCCUGUGCGGAUGCGAGAGGAUCACCGACGCCGGCCUCGAAGCGCUGGCCUACUACGUGCGUGGCCUGCGGCAGCUCAACAUCGGCGAGUGCUCCAGGGUCACGUGGGUCGGCUAUCGCGCGGUCAAACGCUACUGCCGACGUUGCGUCAUAGAGCACACCAACCCUGGAUUCUCCAGCUGAUGUAACUCGGUCAACAAUGGCUGUGUUCUCCAGAAGUUAGCGCUUAAUAAGCGCUUUAUGCUGAUUGGAUAGAUCUAGAAGAAUAGCUCUAUUUCAGC